AGGACCCAAGGAGCGCGGGAGGCCGCUGAGGCAAUGGCGGUGCUUGACUGCAGGCUGUGGAGGAAGUGAAGCAGCGGCAGGAUCCGCCGCCAUCCGCGCUGCUCCUGCGCAGGUGAACUGAGGUGAAGUGAUAUCAAUCGGCACCAUGUUUCUUUAUAACCUAACUCUGCAGCGAGCCACCGGGAUCAGUUAUGCCAUCCAUGGCAACUUUUCAGGUACCAAACAACAAGAAAUUGUUGUUUCUCGAGGCAAAAUCUUGGAGUUGCUUCGUCCUGAUCCGAACACAGGAAAAGUUCAUACUUUGCUGACAGUGGAAGUCUUUGGAAUCAUUCGCUCUCUCAUGGCCUUCAGAUUAACUGGUGGAACUAAAGACUACAUUGUGGUGGGCAGUGAUUCAGGUCGCAUUGUUAUCUUGGAAUAUCAGCCCUCAAAAAAUGUGUUUGAGAAGAUUCACCAGGAAACCUUUGGCAAGAGUGGCUGUCGCAGAAUUGUUCCUGGACAGUAUUUGGCUGUGGAUCCUAAGGGGCGAGCUGUCAUGAUCAGUGCCAUUGAGAAGCAGAAGUUAGUGUACAUUCUGAACAGGGAUGCUGCAGCCCGACUCACAAUUUCUUCCCCAUUAGAAGCGCAUAAAGCCAACACCUUGGUUUACCAUGUAGUUGGAGUAGAUGUGGGGUUUGAAAAUCCCAUGUUUGCCUGUCUGGAAAUGGAUUAUGAGGAAGCUGACAAUGACCCCACAGGAGAAGCGGCAGCCAACACCCAGCAAACCUUGACAUUUUAUGAGUUAGAUCUGGGUUUGAACCAUGUUGUCAGGAAAUAUAGUGAACCCUUGGAAGAACAUGGCAACUUCCUUAUUACAGUCCCUGGAGGUUCUGAUGGUCCCAGUGGAGUGCUGAUUUGUUCUGAAAACUACAUCACCUAUAAAAACUUUGGUGACCAACCAGAUAUCCGAUGUCCCAUUCCCAGGAGAAGGAAUGACUUGGAUGACCCUGAAAGAGGCAUGAUUUUUGUCUGCUCUGCUACACACAAGACCAAGUCUAUGUUCUUCUUCUUGGCUCAGACUGAGCAGGGUGACAUCUUCAAAAUCACCUUGGAGACUGAUGAGGACAUGGUAACAGAAAUUCGACUCAAGUACUUUGAUACAGUUCCUGUCGCUGCUGCCAUGUGUGUUCUGAAAACUGGGUUCCUCUUUGUGGCUUCUGAGUUUGGAAACCACUACCUCUAUCAGAUUGCUCAUCUGGGGGAUGAUGAUGAGGAGCCAGAGUUCUCCUCUGCCAUGCCCUUGGAGGAAGGAGACACAUUCUUUUUCCAGCCACGGCCUCUCAAGAACUUGGUGCUGGUGGAUGAACUGGACAGCCUGUCUCCCAUCUUGUGUUGUCAGAUAGCUGAUCUGGCUAAUGAAGACACCCCUCAGUUAUAUGUGGCCUGUGGGAGGGGGCCUCGGUCGUCACUGAGGGUCCUUAGACAUGGACUUGAGGUAUCUGAAAUGGCCGUCUCAGAGUUGCCUGGUAACCCCAAUGCUGUAUGGACAGUGAGGAGGCAUGUUGAAGAUGAAUUUGAUGCCUAUAUCAUUGUGUCCUUCGUCAAUGCCACCCUGGUACUGUCUAUCGGAGAAACUGUAGAGGAGGUUACAGACUCAGGAUUCCUUGGUACUACGCCCACCUUGUCUUGCUCAUUGUUGGGAGAUGAUGCUUUGGUGCAGGUUUAUCCUGAUGGCAUCCGGCACAUCAGAGCAGAUAAAAGAGUUAAUGAGUGGAAAACACCAGGGAAGAAAACCAUCGUCAAAUGUGCUGUGAAUCAGAGACAAGUGGUGAUCGCACUGACAGGGGGAGAGCUGGUCUACUUUGAGAUGGACCCGUCAGGGCAGCUGAAUGAAUACACAGAGAGGAAGGAGAUGUCUGCUGAUGUGGUGUGCAUGAGCUUGGCCAACGUUCCCCCAGGAGAGCAGCGCUCCCGGUUCCUUGCUGUUGGGCUGGUGGACAACACUGUGCGCAUCAUUUCCCUCGACCCCUCUGACUGUCUUCAGCCGCUGAGUAUGCAAGCUCUCCCUGCCCAGCCAGAAUCACUGUGCAUUGUGGAAAUGGGUGGAGCUGAGAAGCAGGAUGAACUGGGAGAGCGGGGCUCGAUUGGCUUCUUGUACCUGAACAUUGGCUUGCAGAACGGUGUCCUUCUCCGAACUGUCCUUGAUCCAGUUACUGGUGACCUCUCUGACACAAGGACCAGGUAUCUGGGCUCGCGCCCUGUGAAGCUCUUCCGAGUUCGGAUGCAAGGCCAAGAGGCGGUGCUGGCCAUGUCAAGCCGUUCUUGGCUGAGUUACUCCUAUCAGUCCCGCUUCCACUUAACACCCCUCUCAUAUGAAACGUUGGAGUUUGCCUCUGGCUUUGCUUCAGAGCAGUGUCCAGAGGGCAUAGUAGCCAUCUCAACAAACACACUGAGGAUUUUGGCCCUGGAGAAGCUUGGAGCUGUCUUCAACCAGGUUGCCUUCCCGUUGCAGUACACUCCUAGGAAGUUUGUCAUCCACCCUGAGAGCAACAACCUAAUCAUCAUUGAGACGGACCACAAUGCUUAUACUGAGGCCACUAAAGCCCAAAGGAAGCAGCAGAUGGCGGAGGAAAUGGUGGAAGCUGCAGGGGAAGAUGAGAGGGAACUAGCUGCAGAGAUGGCGGCAGCGUUUCUGAAUGAGAACCUUCCCGAGUCCAUCUUUGGUGCCCCCAAAGCAGGAAAUGGACAAUGGGCGUCUGUUGUCCGGGUGAUGAACCCCAUCCAAGGAAACACUUUAGAUCUAGUCCAGCUGGAGCAAAAUGAAGCUGCCUUCAGUGUGGCAGUGUGCCGAUUUGCCAAUGGUGGUGACGACUGGCAUGUUCUAGUGGGCGUAGCCAAGGACCUCAUCCUGAACCCACGCUCUGUGGCUGGAGGCUUUGUCUACACCUAUAAGUUGAUAAACAGUGGGGAGAAGCUUGAGUUCUUGCACAAGACCCCAGUAGAGGAGGUACCAGCUGCUAUUGCCCCCUUCCAAGGCAGAGUGCUCAUUGGUGUGGGGAAACUCUUGCGGGUAUAUGACUUGGGCAAGAAGAAGCUGCUCCGGAAGUGUGAGAAUAAGCACAUUGCCAACUACAUCUGUGGGAUCCAGACCAUUGGGCACCGAGUGAUCGUCUCGGAUGUCCAGGAGAGCUUCAUCUGGGUGCGCUACAAGAGGAACGAGAACCAGCUGAUCAUUUUUGCAGAUGACACCCACCCCCGCUGGGUCACCACUGCCUGCCUUCUCGACUAUGACACAGUGGCUGGAGCUGACAAGUUUGGCAACAUCUGUGUGGUGCGGCUGCCGCCCAACACAAAUGAUGAGGUAGAUGAGGACCCAACUGGAAACAAGGCGUUGUGGGAUAGAGGCCUUCUUAAUGGGGCUUCUCAAAAGGCAGAGGUGAUUAUGAACUACCAUGUAGGGGAAACAGUCCUGUCCCUGCAGAAGACGACUCUAAUCCCCGGAGGCUCUGAAUCUCUUGUCUACACGACCUUAUCUGGGGGCAUUGGCAUUCUGGUCCCGUUUACAUCACAUGAGGAUCAUGACUUCUUCCAACACGUUGAGAUGCAUCUGAGGUCUGAACACCCUCCUCUCUGUGGACGAGACCACCUCAGCUUCCGCUCCUAUUACUUCCCAGUGAAGAAUGUCAUUGAUGGGGAUCUGUGUGAGCAGUUCAACUCCAUGGAGCCCAACAAGCAGAAGAACGUGUCUGAAGAGCUGGACAGGACCCCACCAGAGGUGUCCAAGAAGCUAGAGGACAUCCGCACCCGCUAUGCUUUCUGAGAGGCACCUUUUCUGGGACGUGGCUGGGAUUCCUGUUCCAAAGAUGUUUUGAAGGGUAUGAGCUUUUUUGGCCAGUUGCUCCCACUUUGGUACUCUUGUUUUCUUCCAGUGACUUGAAAGUCCAACCAUGUCAUCAACCUGUUCUGUCCAUGCUGUUCCAGGAGUCAGUCAGGUUCUCCCAAGUGGCGAGGCCUCCCCUUUCAGGUGUGUUUCUGGCUCCACCCUUUUUACAGACAGUUUGGGUGCUGCACCCACUACCGACCUGCCCUUGGACAAGGCCCUGGUGCCCUUUCCUUGUCAAGUGAGCCAGCUAGAUGAAGUCCCCUUUUUUGAGUUGGUAAGAUAUGAGCACAGGGACGUUAGGGCUCCUCCUCUUCCGUUGGCCAGUGUCUGGGAAGCCUUGUGGGCGUGGCUGGUGUAAUUUUUCCAUCCUGCAGUUUUUAUCUCUGUGUUUGUAAAUAGAGUCUUGUACCAAGUUAGCCUUUUGUCUGCUGAAGAGAUGGCCUGUGUGAAUCUGGCCAUAGAUUUUUCUUUAAUAAAACCCAGCAUCUGGAUUAAAAGUUGGCUGACAAACCUGUUUGGUGACUUCUCUCAUGAAUUUUACCUGCUCCUGGGGACAUGAGCUAGGGAGGAGCUCUGCCAAUGGCACAUUAAAUUCAUGGGAGGAUCAAUCUUGUCAUUCAUUUUAAAAUGAGGCACUUCUUACCCUUUGGGCUGCAGAGGAAAGCCACGUUUCCCUGCACUUGCAGUGUCCAGUAUUAGGCUCUGUAUUUCUCUAGAGAUCUUACUCUCCAUUUACUCUGCUGUGGAAGACUUGUUCAGCCCUCUCAGCUGUCCUAAGGAGGUUUAUACUUAAGUUCUGGAAUUGUCUCCCAACCUACCGUACCCUACCCCUUCAGAGAAGAUAACAUUGUUGUUAAUGUUUACUUUCCUCAAAAGCAAACCUUUUGCACUUCCUCCCUCCGAGCCAUUCUUCGGGCUGCAUUACAUGUGAAUGACAGAUUUCUUUGUUUCUGUGGUGGGCUGACUACUUGUUUUAAAUGUAAUACAGGGGUUUGAUUCAUCCGAGUCAGCCUGGCCCAAUAGUCAGGGAUAAUGGGAGCUGUAGCAAAUAUUUGGAGGGCACAGGUUACUGACCUCUGGAGGACAGUGCAGGUGUCUAUGGAACUUGUGACUGGCUGCAGCUCCUAAACACAGAUACUUGCUUGAAGAGAUACAAAUGCCCUUCAGAUAUUAUGGGGACCAGAUGCUUAGUUCAAAAUGUACUGGCUGCUGAGAGACCAGUGUCUGGUUUUAAUAGUCGUGAGCUCACCUUUAGUUGAGGUCCAGCUAGAAAUACAGUGGAACUGGCAGCACAGCCCCUUGGUGGAAUGGGCACUUGCCGGAUCAGGCUACAGAGAACAGUAUUUUAUUUAAGCCCAAAGCCAGGUGAUUUCAGAUCUAGAAUUGGGCCAGGCUUUCUGGGCCUCUUUCAAGACUUUCCUGGUGCUUCAGGUUGCUUUUGUUUCAAAUGUCUUCACUGAACAAUUACUUUAAAGUGCUAUUUCUUCUUCCAUGUAUGGAUGUGGGAGUUCUGGAUUGGAUAUCAUCCAUUUCAGAAGUAGAACUAAGCAAAUUGUCUUGUCAGCUGAAAAUCUCUAUAUUUCGGCUUUGGGUAGGCACUGACAUGCUGUGUCAAACUGCCACACUGGACCUUCUCUGACUCCAAGAAAAGGAGAGCCCAUCAGAAGGGAGCCAGUAGCCAGUGAGGGAUUGCGGAAAAGGGAGCAAUCUGUGUCUGGUUGGGAAGUCUCUUGCCCUCUUAGACAAGGCCAGAGUGGAGCAGUGUGUAGCCUUUGAGGACUGCUGCUGCCCAGCUGCCUCACUAAGGUUGGGGCUGGUGGAGAGGCCUAACACAGCCCAGCCUUGAAAUGGUUCAGUGAUUAGGGGUGGGGAUUGAUGUGAAGGGCAACUGUCAGUGACAAAGACUGUAGUAAAGCUUGCUGUGGGGAAGAACUAUCUUCUAUGCUGCUAUAGUGGAAGCUACAGAAGUAAUACCCCUCAGACUUCACCCCUGUUACUUCUCCACAUACACAAGCAGGCACACUUGGAUACUAAGCAGCUCUUUAGAUUCUAUGGGCAUGGAAAUGCUGGUUUCUUGCUACAAGGUGCUGGAAUUAUGCAAAUGGCUGUGAGAAGAGAGAGGGUUGGGGAUUGAUGCACUGGCUGGAACUGAAAUCAGCAACGCCCAGCUCCUUUCUCCUAGUCCAGGGGCUGCGGCUUUAGAGCAACAGCAUUAGAAAAAGGCCCCAGAAGGCUAAAAAAAACCAACGCAUGCUUAUUGCUUUCCAUUUGAGAAGAUACAGAGAGAGGUAGCUAUUGAUUGCUACCUCCACUGUUGGAGGCAGUGUGCUUCUAAAUGCCAGUUGCUGGGAAUCACACAAGGAGUUUCUAUUGUGCUUUGCCCUUUGAGUUUCCUACAGGCAUCUGGUUUGUCUCUGCCAGAGCGGGAUGGGUCCUACAAUCCAGCAGGCUCUUAUGCUCGUCUGAAAUACACCUUAAGACAUCUCUCUAAGAACCCCUACUAGGCUAGAACUAUAGAAGCUGGUGCUUUGUUUUGAAAAAAUACACUUACCUUUCCAUUUCUGUAACCAUAAAUUCAGAAUUGGAAUGGCUGGGACAAAUGUGUGUUAGCAUUUGUGUUGUGAUUCCAGGAGGGUUACAGGUAGGAAAACCACCUGUGCCUGGCCUGAAGAAACAACUGCUUUGUUCCUCUUACGCGUAGGAGAGUAAGAAUGGGUGGGAUGGGGUGGGAGGAAACAAUUUGCGUUAAUUACAGUACAACUUUUAUUAAUACUGGAAUCUUCACAGUGCAUUCGUUACUUGUAGCAGUGACUAUUUUAAAUGAAGGGAGAAGGGAAGGAUAAUUAACUUUAAGAAUGAAAGAGGGCGGGUGGGUAAGGCCAGGGCUGCUAGCAAAGGGGGGGGGGUAGGGAAAAUAAAUUAGAAAAAAAGAACAAGUUAACAGCACCAGAAUAGUUAACAUCAGUUGAGAGAGACAUUUUAAAGGGUUUUUUUCCUCUGUACAAAAAAAAAAAUAAAAAGCAAAAUGCAAACAUUU
Molecule: messenger RNA, 6899 nt
Organism: Podarcis raffonei (Aeolian wall lizard)
Lineage: Eukaryota; Metazoa; Chordata; Lepidosauria; Squamata; Lacertidae
Gene: SF3B3
Product: splicing factor 3b subunit 3
Exons: 26
Coding region: 146-3799 (1217 amino acids)
Biological process (GO): mRNA splicing, via spliceosome
Cellular component (GO): U2 snRNP; nucleus
Molecular function (GO): U2 snRNA binding; protein binding
Source: RefSeq, a predicted model, not a curated record